AUGGCUCCAUUUUUAUCCGCGGGAUAUCCAGUAACGCCGAGCAAGCGCGAUGACUCGGUCGAGAGAAUCAUCCGACAACUCAACAACGACUACGGACUCGACAUUGAGGUUCCCGACAGUUCCCUAACCCCAUCUCGCCGAAAACAGCUCAGUGCCGAGGAUGAACAGUAUGCGCAGUGGGACCGCAUCUGCCGCUGCAUUCGCUUCCUCUAUUACCAGCGAGACGACACGCUGGAUCGGGCCAUUGAAGCCUUUGCUAACGAGGCCAAGGCGGCGAGUCUGAAAUGGGUGCCCAAACCCCGUGCCGAUCCCGGCACUCUUCCUUCGCCGAGAAACGUCCCCAAACCUCGGACCCCAGGCCAGCAGUGGGCUCUUCAAACACUUCUCGUCCAUGUUCUUGAAGAGUACAUGGCACUUAAGAAGCCGGCGCUGCUAAUCCCGAGACCAAAUCUUGGCGUAGCCGGUCCCCCGAUGUCUCCCGCUGGUGACAGUGACCUAAGCCCAAUCCUGGCUUCUCCGGAAUCCGCUGGCUCAAAGAGAUCGUUUGAUAGUGACGACGAUCAAUUGUUUAAGCGGAGGAAGGGCCGGCGGUCUUCAAUCUCGCCUUCACCUUCGGUCUCUACCACGUCUUUUGUCAGCGCGUUCGACAACAUUCCAUCUCGACAACGACCUGGUGUGGGUCACCCGUUAACAAAGGAAUCUUCUCCCGAGCGUCCGUGGAAUGGUUCAGGGUCUACAGCACGCUCGUUUGCCAGCACCCGCAUCUCUAGCCUCUUUAGUCAGCGCGACGGGCCUGAGCAAACACAGACAACUCUUGAGGCCAGCUCUCAGGAGAGAGAGCGGACGUCGGCCUUCACCUUUCAAGGAGAUCCAGCUGUUCCUCCAUCACUUACCACCGUUGAGCGUCCACAAGCGCCCCAAGACAUUGCCCCAGAUCUCUACUCGCCGUCUCCUUCGGUUAGUGCGGCGACCUCAUAUUUCUCAGAUCAGUUGGAGGAUUUCGUCAACGCCAUCGAAACGUUAGAUCCCUCAGCACCAAACUCACAGACAGAAUUGCGACAACGACCUGGUGACGGCGGGAAUGCUGGUUUGCAAGCAAGGUUGGAAAACAUAUGGCCGAAAUUCCCCCGCUGGCUCCACGAUGCACCGCUCGCAAUUGCUUGGGAAGUUACACGUAUUUGCCUCCAUUGCCGUGUCGAUAUCGAUGACGAGACAUUAUCUUACGACCCUGCUUGGACCACCUCUGACAUUGCUGCCAUCUGGCGAGGUCUCGGUCGCCUUGAUAUCUUCCGAGGAAAGUCGUUCCCGGAACGACCCGCCGCUGAGGUAUUUUCGGCAGCUCUCACGAGUUUCAAGAGCGGGCAAAACAUUGUUGUCAUGUCGGCUGCAUUGGAAUUCAACCCGGAAAAGACAGGCCCCCUGUUCUUGGUGGAUAUGAAGCCCCUCAGGUUCGAUGAGGGCUGUCGGUUAACAAGGCGCUUUGGACCGGAUCGCUUCUUCGAAAUUUUGGUACCUUCUCCUACUGCAAUGAACGCUCCGCCCAUUGUCAGGGAGCACGGAAACGCACAGCAGGUCAUAAGAUGGCUGACGGAGCGGCCGCACUCCCUGGUCGGACGGGAAUGGCGUGCAUUUUACGCAAAAGAUGUGGGAUACAGAAAGCCUGCUAAGGAGUUGAGACUGGGCCCCGAAGCUAAAGCCACGUUCAAAGAGCGGGUGCACUUUUUUGCCGAGAAUGGGCACAACUUCCGUCCUCUGCCUACUAAAAAGAAACUCCAGCCCGUGCCAGCAGAUGAUGAUUUGCAUCAACGGACAGAGUUCACGGUCAGCCAGAUGUUGGAUUGGCUACUGCAGCUGAAGGACAAUGAAGACCAACCGCACCUGAAGCUCUUCUCACGUAUCCAGCUAGGUCUGAGCAAAACCUUGCCAGCUGUGACGCUUGAGCCGGGACAGAUCCGCCACCGUCCCGUGGACAUCCUAUCGCCAACCGGGAAAGUCAUGAACGACGGUAUUGGUCUCAUGUCCCGCAGCUUGGCCAGAAAGGUUAGGAACGAACUCGGAUUGAGUGACAUUCCGUCCGCCAUUCAGGGGCGCAUGGGCUCAGCAAAGGGAAUGUGGCUGAUAGAUGUCACCGACUCGGGUGACGAUGACUGGAUCGAAACCUAUCCGUCACAGCGUAAGUGGAAAUGCGAUUUCGCGGAUCCCUGCCAGCGGACUCUUGAAGUCCGCAGCGUGCCGUCCGAGGUGAAAUCCGCUGGUCUCAACUUGCAGUUCCUUCCGGUGCUAGAAGCCCAGGCCGAGGAUCCACAGCUCAUGAGACAAGCCAUAGGAGCCCGCCUCCAAAGAGAUCUGGAGAAGCAAUUUGAGUCUCAAAAGGCAGCAUUCAGACUCCCACUGCUCUUUAGGCAGUGGGUAACCGAGAACUCAAACAGCAGGUCUGACCGUGUCAGGCAUGGCCAUGUCCCGUUCCUCGGUGGUCUGCCCGAAAACAAGGGCGAAAUUUUCCACUUCCUACUGAACAGCGGCUUUGAUCCCAAGAAGCAGAAGUAUGUUCAAGAUCUCGCUUGGGAGUUGCAGAUGCAGCGGUGCGACCUGCUCAAAACCAAGCUGAACAUCAAGGUUGAGCGUUCUGCUUACCUGUACAUGGUUGUCGAUUUCUGGGGCGUCCUUGAGGAGAAUGAGGUCCACGUCGGCUUUUCUACCAAGUUCCGGGACGACUCAAACGGCGAGUCUUACACUUUACUGAGCGACUGCGAUGUUCUUGUCGCGCGUUCCCCGGCCCACUUUGUCAGUGACAUGCAAAAAGUCAAAGCCGUCUUCAAAUCGGAACUACAUGCCCUCAAGGAUGUUAUCGUGUUCUCUCGCAAAGGCAAUAUCCCUCUUGCCGACAAGCUGUCUGGAGGUGAUUACGAUGGAGACCUGGCUUGGGUGUGUUGGGACAAGGAGAUUGUCGACAGCUUCACCAAUGCGGAGGUACCGAACGAACCAGACCUCUCGGCAUAUUUGGGCAAGGACAAGACCACCUUUGCUGAGUUGGUUCAAGCUACCGGCAAGACAGGCACGCGUGCACGCUACGAGGCUGUCUAUGACAUGAUUAGCAAGAGCUUUCAAUUUGCUAUGCAGCAGAACUUUUUGGGUAUCUGCACCAACUACAAGGAGAAGCUGUGCUAUCACAACAACAGCGUCAGUGACGGUGACGCCGUUAUUCUUAGCACCCUUGUGGGCAAGUUGGUGGAUCAGAGCAAACAGGGAAUCCUCUUUGACAAGACACGCUGGGAGCGGCUGCAGAAAGAUCUGCUUGGCGGCAGGCCCUAUCUCAAUGAUCCCGCAUACAAAGGGGACAUCUGGACCGGAAAAGAGGAGCCCCGGCACAUCAUCGAUUACCUCAAAUUCGUCAUCGCAAAGCCAGCCGUCGACCGCGAACUCGAGGCCUUUCACCUCGCCAUGCAACCCAACGGGAACCGCAUCUCCGGGAGCCAGAGCCAGGACAAGGGGGCCGAGUACUGGGAUCCAGACCUCACCGUCUACUACGAGGCCUUCAACAGCCUUGCAUCCGACUCCCGAUCGUACAGAGCCAUCCUCGACUCCCUGACCAACGCCAUCGGCAACAUCGAGAUUGAAUGGUCGCGCUCCAUGAGCAGCAAGACCAAGAACUACCCGGAAACGGUCAAGCAGCUCUACGCCAAAUGGUGCGCCAUCGAACCCCGCGUCGUCAGCAACACGGGCUCGAACAGGGUCGACCCUAAGACGGCCGCCUUCCUGGAGCAGCCGUACCUGGCCAACCGCGACGGCACGGGCUACUGGGCGCUUCUGAAGGCCAGCACGGCCUUCAAGAUUUAUCAUAGGAAAAGGCCCAAGUUUGUCUGGCAGAUGGCUGGGCGGCAGCUGGCGUUUAUCAAGGCGCAGAUGGCCUCGGGCGAGCAGGCGCCUAUAUUGGUCACGCCGCUUAUGUAUGCGGGUUUGUCGCCUGAUGGGAAGUUUGUCAAGCAGUUCAUGGCAAGGAUGGAUGGGGAGGGGUCGGAGUACCUCGACCCUGAGGGUGCGGUGGAGAUGGGGGAGGGGGAGGGGUUUGGGGAGGAGGGUCUGGGGGAGAGGGCGUUCAGGGGUGAUGAUGUUGAUUGA
Canariomyces notabilis is the source of this 4119-nucleotide messenger RNA. RefSeq lists its product as uncharacterized. The coding region runs from base 1 to 4119 and encodes 1372 amino acids. Gene Ontology annotation, molecular function: RNA-directed RNA polymerase activity. The transcript has 4 exons. NCBI's taxonomy places the organism in Eukaryota, Fungi, Ascomycota, Sordariomycetes, Sordariales, Chaetomiaceae. Gene Ontology annotation, biological process: siRNA processing. Gene Ontology annotation, cellular component: nuclear RNA-directed RNA polymerase complex. The record is from RefSeq and is a predicted model, not a curated record.